UGCGGAAGAGAGUCACGUUCAGUUGGCUGGCGAAGUGGCUCGCGAUUAAAAAAUCCAAAUAAUAAAUACAACUUCAACUGGCCAAAGUGUUUGAAAAUCAAAGAUAUAUAUACUUUUUUUGAAGUGAUUACCCAGUGAGACAAAGGCAGUUCGAUCGACAACUAUCGAAAUCCCGGUUAACAAAGAUAGAUCUGAAAGAUGCGGCCUUUCGGCAACGACAUAACAAACAUCCCCGCCGCCAACGGUGGCAAUGGUAAUGGUGGAAAUGGCAACAACGAUCCCAACGAGGGCAACGACAACCGGAAUAAUGGCAGCCACAGCAGCCAUCUCGCCGCCACAGAGGACGCAGAGGAGUCUGUGGAUCCCAGCAUACCACCGCACAUAGCGAGGAUCGGGGGCAUUGGCACCUUCCCGCCGAUCGCCGGACAGGGCGUCAUCCGGGUGGUUCAGCGCUGCGAGGACGCCAAGGAGAACCAGAAACUGAAUCUUUCGAGCUGUGAACUGAUGCAGAUACCAGAUGCAGUCUACCACCUGAUGCGGAACACAGAGCUGGUGACCUGCAACCUCAGCGGCAACGUGCUCAAGAGCGUGUCGCCAAAGUUCUCGCAGAAGUUCAGCACCAUCACAGACCUGAAUCUUUCGCACAACAAGCUCUCGAGGCUGCCGGAGGAGUUCGCCAGCCUGACCGCGCUGACCAGGCUGAACAUCUCACACAACUCCUUCAUAGUCCUACCACAAGUAGUCUUUAAGCUUCAGAGUCUCGCCAGCCUGGAUGCCCAGAACAAUGCCAUAUUGGAAAUCGAUACCGAUGAGGCCAUCGCCAGCGACUGCCUGGCCCUGGUCGAUCUGCGCAACAAUCCGCUGAGCAGAAACUGCAGACGCAAGCUGCAGGACUUCAAGACCUCCUUCCGCCUCGAGAUCUCCAAGGAAGUCGAGGACGACUGGUAAUCCGAUGGACGUCCAUCCCAUUUCCAGCACACCAAGAACAAAUCUCUCGUUAUCUCGGAGGAGAGCGCCCUAGACGGCCCCCCUCCAUCUUAUUUAUUCUGUUUAUAAAUUUAUAUACUUACCAAAAACACACCAUUGUAUGACA
Molecule: messenger RNA, 1093 nt
Organism: Drosophila biarmipes
Lineage: Eukaryota; Metazoa; Arthropoda; Insecta; Diptera; Drosophilidae
Gene: Sclp
Product: leucine-rich repeat-containing protein 20
Exons: 4
Coding region: 199-948 (249 amino acids)
Molecular function (GO): protein binding
Source: RefSeq, a predicted model, not a curated record